CCAGAUGUGUACAAUAACCCCUGAAAGUGGCCCACUUUUGCUGGUAAUGUCAUCUCGCUGCAUUACCCGUGUCUAUCCCCUUAAACCGAUAGUGAAAAGUGUAAAAAAAAUAGAAAACUUGAACAUUGUUGUUAGAGACACUAAGAAAAUAGGAGUUAAGAGCGAAAAUAAUAUAGGUAUCACAGUUAACCAAAAAAUCCAAGGUAAGAAAUACGAAUUUCAUCCUCAUGAUCAACACGUGGCGGCAGUCGAUGCGUUGCAGUUAGUCGAGAAAUGCUUAGAUGAAAACGUAAAAUCAGACAUCGCGUUCUUUCAGAUACAAAUCAUAUUCAAAAACAGUAUAAUUCCGCUUUCGUUUAACAAAAAAGCAAAUUAUAUUAAAAUAUUUAGAUUUUUAACACCAGACAUAAACUUAAUAGAGUCGAUAAAAAUGAUCACUAAAACUAUCGCGGAAGUCAAAGUUAAAAAAGGGGAACACGGAAGGUUAAUUUUUAAUAAAUAUUCGGUUUUAGACAUUAACAGAUUCAAAAUGACAAUUCCUCACCGAGCAGAGGAGAGGGUGGGAGUGAUUAAAGACUGGGAUUUACCGCUGGAAGAUUUGAGAGAAGAGAUCGAGCCAGGGCAGGGAGUUAUCUCGAUAGAAAGGCUUAAAAAAAGGGUUAGAGUCGAAAAGAGAUUUGUAAUGAGGGACUCUCACCUCAUUUUGGUUAAAUUCGCGGGUUGCAGUCUGCCGACUAAAUUGAUAGUAAUGGGAGAAGUAGGAUUAAAUAUCACACCGUUUGUUAGAAACAUAAGACAAUGUUACAAUUGCCUCAAAUUUGGGCACAUAAAGAAAUGGUGCAGGAGCAAUACCAAAAGAUAUUUCAAUUGUGGAGAUGCUUUUCAUGGAGAAUGUAGUAAAGAAGCAAGAUAUAUAAAUUGCGAAGAAGGACACGGAGCAUUGAACAGGGAUUGCCCAUAUGCGGUAUUAGAAAAAGCCAUUACCAAAUUAAUGGCGUACAAAAACGUAUCAUUUCAGGAAGCUAAACAGCAAGCAAUGCUGGAACUGGGAUUCGUAGAUAAACGGUUAAAAUAUAGGGACGCAGAGGAACAAAAUGAUUUCUACGGGAACAAUAAAGACUUCCCUUCUCUUGACAGAUUUAAAAAGAAGAAGAUCAUAGUUGAGAAAUGGGAGGAUCAACCAUGUGAUCUACGUCACCCAUUCUGGAAACACGUCAAGCCCAAACAGCAAGCACGAAGUGACAGGAAUAAGGGCGAAAAAUAUAGGCUGGAUACACAAAAUGGAUACGAGUCCUUGAGCGAAGAGGAAGAUCAAGGAAAUUACCCAACACAAUCAAGGAAGGAGGACACGACCUAUGCGGACAAAGUGAAAUCAAACCAGAAGAAUAAUAGAAGAAGCCCAAAUAAGGAAAAGAACACCACGAUUGACAAAAGACAAAAACACACAGACUAUGAUAUUGAGCAACUUCUGCAAUGGAUCAGGGAAGAGGAACUAGAGGAUGUGGUUCUGAAGAGACUGAAAACCCGAGGAAGAUACAGCUCUGAACAAAUGGAGAAAAUGUGGGGAAAAGUGGAUUCCAACCUCAAAAGAUUAGAUAGGAACGUCCAAAGACAGAUCAGGAGCUACAACUAUAGCAAAUUACCCAAGCAUAUCACAGGAGAUAAUUUAGUAGACGACGAAUUAGAAGAAAUGAGACGUAAAGAAGAGGAGAAGAAAAGAGCUUUCUUGUAUAGGAAUAAGAGACAAGACACAGGAUGCAGAAGACAAAACUUCAGGGGAACAGAUAGAAACGAAACAUACCAUAACAAGCAUGAGAAUAAGGACUGGAAUCAACCGAACAAGGUAGACAAACUAAUGCCAGAAUGGAAGAAAGCGGAAGAACAACCCACAACCGGUAAACCCAAGGAGAAGGAAGAAUUCGCAACAAGGGUGUUCGAAAUACUGCUCUACCACAAGCACCGAUUGAUGACAACUGGGAUUCAGAUGCACCAAAGGAGGAGCAUGAUCAGGUAAAAACAGUAAAUU
Molecule: messenger RNA, 2026 nt
Organism: Hylaeus anthracinus
Lineage: Eukaryota; Metazoa; Arthropoda; Insecta; Hymenoptera; Colletidae
Exons: 2
Coding region: 5-2014 (669 amino acids)
Source: RefSeq, a predicted model, not a curated record